CGUUAAGCGUCGCGGGGGAUGCGUCAGUGUUUGUGUGGGAUAGUUGCCGAUUUUCGGGAUACGUUUUCAUGUACUUUGCCAUUUGAUGCAGUCUAAAGGUCGCUUAAAUAGUUGAUCGUCUCCAGAAAAUAGUAUUGGUUGAUCUCAUCGCGUGCACAAUACGUACUGAACCGUCCUGGAAUCGGGACGCAUGGUCUGCUGCGUUAGUGCAUGGUGAUCGGCGGUGCUGGUGAGAAGAGGAGUGGCCUGACCCGAUCGGCGAUCUCCACGUAGCUCCCGACGCCAGCGUUGUCCCAUUCUCUGCGAACAUGAGCGUAAUCAUAAGGCUGCAGAAUCUACCGUGGUCGGCCAACUCGGCCGACAUUCGACAGUUCUUCCGGGGGCUGUCCAUACCAGACGGAGGGGUCCACAUUGUGGGCGGCGAACAAGGAGAUGCUUUUAUAGCAUUUAGCUCGGAUGAGGACGCCCGCCAGGCCAUGAUGAAGACGGGCGGCCGGCUGCAGAACGCCCAGGUGGCGCUGCUGCUGAGCUCGCGCUCUGAGAUGCAGCGCGUCAUCGAGCUGGCGCGCCAGCGCUCCAUGGCCGCGCAGGGCCUAGCGCCGAUGCCGGUCACCGCCAUCGCGCCGCUGCCGCAGCCGGCGCCCGUGCCGGCGCCAGUGCCCGCGCCGGUGGCGCCACCAGCGGCUGACCCCGAUAUCAUCGAGAUCAAGCAGUUGGACAGAACCAGCAGCAGCCGAAGCAUGCCGCGACGCCGCUCGUCGCGGUCUCGUUCACGCUCGCGGGACCGCGACCGCGGCCGCCGGGACCGCGACAAGGGCCGCGCGUCGACGCCCGUGGCCGCGCCGGCGGCGCCCGUCUCGACAUCCGUCAGCGUGCCCGGCCUGUGGGAGCCGGCGCCGGUCAAGACGCAGGCCCAGCUGCAGCACGAGCUGAUGCUGUUCCAGCAGGGCGCGCCCAUGCCGCCGCAGCCAGUGCCGGCGCUGUCCAGCCGGGCCGGCAUGAUGGAGCCGCUGCUGUCCGCCACACCGAACGGCUUCCAGGAGCCGGCGGCACUGUCGACGCAGACGCCGGGCCGUGGCUUUCCGCCGGCCAACGACAGCCAGCACGACGGCGGCGCCGUGUGCGUGCGCGACAUGCCGACCAACGCCUCGUACCGCGACGUGCGCGACCUCUUCCGCGGCAUCCACGUGGGCCAGAGCGGCAUCAAGAUGAUUCACGACGAGCGUGGCCGCCGCACCGGCACCGCCUACGUCAACUUCCGCUCCAUGCACGACCGGCUGCAGGGGCUGGAGCGCUCCGAGACCUUGGUACGUGGCCAGCCGGUGCGGAUCACGCCGCUGGACCAGGCCGAGUUCAACGCGGCCGUGGACGCGUAUCGUCCGGAGCGCGACGCGCUCGCUUCUCCCGACGAGCUACGCCGCUUCGGCGAGGCGCCGCGCAAGGAGCCGCACGGCGAGUAUGAUCCGGCCGAGGAGGCCGAGAUGCGGCGGGGCCGCGAGCCGCGCGAGGAAGAGCUGGCGCGCGAAUACCCCUACGAGGGCAUGGGCGCACAGCGCGGACACCAGGAGAUGGACGGCCACGAGUAUGAUGACCUCGCCGGUCACGACGACCCGGCGGCGCAGGAGUACCGCAUGGGGAUGGACGAACACAUGGGCCUGGACCACUCGGGCGGCGAGUACCCGAUGGGCAGAAUGGGUCGCGUGAACCCCGAGGACAGGCUGUACCGUGACUAUCCCGUGGACGGAAUGGCUGAGAUGGACGCGAUGGACUACGACGACCAGGCUGGUUACGGCGACCCGAUGGAUAGCGAGGAGUUCAUGGGCUACGGCAAGCAACCGGAGCCGCCCUCGCCGUUCGUGCGGCUUGAGAACGUCUCCUACUUCGCGCAGCCUGAGGACAUGAUCGAGCUGCUGCAGGGCUACCCGUUCGUCGAGAUGUUCUUCGAGACGAACCGCAACAACCCGAACAAGCGCACGGGCGUGGCGUACGUGCUGUUUGACUCGGGCGCUCAGUCGGAGGACGGCGGCGCCGCGCCAGAGGAGGCGGCCGGCGACCGCACUUGUGUGCACAUCACUGGUCUGCCGCCCAACGUGACCGAGUCCAAGGUGGUGGACUUCUUCUCGGACGUGGGUCUCCUGCCGCAGAAACUGCACAUCCUGCUGGACGAGUUCCAGAACCCCAACGGCGGGGCGUACUGCGAGUUCGCCAACGCGCAGGAGGUGGAGCGCGCUCUAACCAAGCACGAGCAGUUCAUGGGUACCAACGAGGUGGCGGUGAAGGCGGUGUCGUUGGCAGCCGUCCAGGCGGCGCUGGAUCUGGACGCGGCCGACGGCGAGCACGAGGGCGCGCCGCCCGCCGACAACGGCCACGACGGCCACGAAGAGCCGCCGGUGGACGGGCCCGGCUUCUACCCACGCGGCCGCGGCGGCCUGGGUCCGGGCGCGUUCGGUCCGGGCCCUGGCGGCCCACUGGACGCCGGUCCGGCGGAGGGCUUCGGCCACCCCGGCUGCGUGCUGGGCGUGGCCAACAUCCCGUACCGCGCCACGACGCAGGAUAUCCUCUUCUUCUUCGGCGACUUCAACAUCAGCCCCGAGCAGGUGAUCCGACGCUACGACGAGCAGGGCAGGCCGAGCAGCGAAGCUCGCGUGGCCUUCCUGAACAAGGCGGAGGCGAUGACGGCGCUGAAGACGCUCAACCAGGAGGUGAUGCUCAACAGGCCCAUCUUCCUGGAGCUCAUGUGAGCGGAGGGCGGCGGCCAUGGCCGCCCUCGAUCGGACCUCUAGUAUGGUCGCGCCGCAAGACGACGGCGCCGCCAGUGAUCAGUGUGUGGACAUGUGACGCGGCCUGGAGUUGUGAAGACCAUGUACGCACCGGCGUAUGUAUUGUGACGCCACCUUUUGUUAACUGUGCGCUGUACAGUUUUGAGGCGCAUGAAAGCAUGAGUAUGCUUUGUGAGGUGAUGUAAUGUGCUCGCCUUAGGAGAGGUUUCCGCGUCAUCGGUAUCAAUGAUUUCGAGCGUAUCAGUGUCAUCAUAGAUGGAUUUCAUUGUCAUUGUGUCAGGCGUGGCACGUGUAGGCGGCACCACCCGGCCGCUCUGCUUGAACCAUUACCCUUGGACUGUACAAAGAAUGCGCCUGGGCACUGGUUUGCAACUGUAAAUACAUCACACUGGU
Molecule: messenger RNA, 3173 nt
Organism: Pollicipes pollicipes
Lineage: Eukaryota; Metazoa; Arthropoda; Thecostraca; Pollicipedomorpha; Pollicipedidae
Product: RNA-binding protein 12
Exons: 10
Coding region: 309-2741 (810 amino acids)
Molecular function (GO): RNA binding
Source: RefSeq, a predicted model, not a curated record